This is a messenger RNA of Salvelinus fontinalis (brook trout), 2766 nucleotides long. RefSeq names its product anoctamin 2b (gene ano2b). Gene Ontology annotation, cellular component: plasma membrane. The transcript is spliced from 19 exons. The record is from RefSeq and is a predicted model, not a curated record. Gene Ontology annotation, molecular function: protein dimerization activity; chloride channel activity. Gene Ontology annotation, biological process: chloride transmembrane transport. The annotation marks the transcript as partial. NCBI's taxonomy places the organism in Eukaryota, Metazoa, Chordata, Actinopteri, Salmoniformes, Salmonidae.
UCAGGCAUCGCCACAUUAAUAGCUAAAGGUGUCUAUGAUUCUGCCUUCCCUCUCCAUGAUGGGGAUUAUAAGGUCGUAGGUCACUCGGAGAGGAAUGACAGACAGCUGCUGCAUGAUGAGUGGGCCAGAUAUGGAGCCUUCUACAAAUACCAACCUGUGGACCUCAUCAGGAAGUACUUUGGGGAGAAGAUCGGUCUGUACUUCGCCUGGCUGGGGGUCUACACUCAGCUGCUCAUACCAGCCUCUCUGGUUGGGAUUAUCGUCUUCUGCUACGGCUGUUACACUGUGGAUAUGGACGUACCCAGCCUGGAGAUGUGUGAUAAGCAGCAGAACUUCACUAUGUGUCCUCUGUGUGACGGAGUGUGUGACUACUGGCACCUGUCCUCCGCCUGUGGCACCGCCCGAGCAUCACACCUGUUCGACAACCCUGCCACCAUAUUCUUCGCCAUCUUCAUGUCCCUCUGGGUUGCAACGUUCCUGGAGCAGUGGAAGCGACGUCAGAUCAGUUUGAACCACAGCUGGGACCUCACAGGACUAGAGGAAGAGGAGGACCACCCGAGGCCCAAGUAUGAAACCGUCCUGCUCCAGAAGAGACAGAUGAUGAAGAACAAGGAGAAGAAGAAUGAGAAGAAGAAGAAGAAGAAGAAGAUUGAGCCUGUGCAGCGGGAGGAGGACGUGACGGCGGGAAAAGACAGGUGGAGACAGAGGUUACUGUCUGCUAUGAACACUGGGACACCGACAGGUGUGGAGAAUCUGACCUGGAGGGAUCGUCUGCCUGGAUACCUCAUCAACAUCUCCUCCAUCCUCUUUAUGUUUGGGCUGACGUUCUCUGCGGUUUUCGGUGUGAUCGUGUAUCGUAUCGUCGUAUCCGCUCUAAUGGCGAUGUCACCUGACCCGGAGAUCAAGUCUAACGUGCGUGUCACCGUCACGGCAACCGCUGUCAUCAUCAAUCUGGUGGUCAUUCUGAUCCUGGACGAGAUCUACGGAGCUGUGGCCGUCUGGCUCACUGAGCUGGAGAUUCCAAGGACAGAGAGUAACUUUGAGCAGCAUCUGAUUGUGAAGGCUUUCCUACUGAAGUUCAUGAACGCCUACGCCCCCAUCUUCUAUGUGGCUUUCUUCAAGGGACGGUUUGCAGGCCGGCCGGGAGACUACGUCUAUGUCUUUAAUGACUACCGGAUGGAGGAGUGUGCUCCUGGAGGUUGUUUAAUAGAGUUAUGUAUUCAGCUCAGCAUCAUCAUGGUGGGGAAACAACUCAUUCAGAACAACGUCUUUGAGAUCGGCAUCCCUAAGUUGAAGAAGUUGAUCCGAGCAUGGAAGGAUAAGGGGAUUUCAUUGGAGGAAAGAGAGGAGCAGCGUACCAGACCUCCUCAACAGUGGAACCUGGACUACACCCUGGUCCCCUUCGAAGGACUGACCCCCGAGUACAUGGAGAUGAUUAUCCAGUUUGGUUUCGUGUCUCUGUUUGUCGCGUCGUUCCCUCUGGCUCCUCUCUUCGCUCUCCUCAACAACGUGAUCGAGAUCCGCCUCGAUGCCAAGAAGUUUGUCACCGAGCUGCGACGACCGGACGCUGUCCAAGCCAAAGACAUCGGAAUCUGGUACAACAUCCUGAGUGGAAUGGGAAAGUUCUCUGUCAUUAUAAAUGCGUUUGUGAUCUCGUUCACCUCAGACUUCAUUCCCAGGCUGGUGUACCAGUACAUGUACAGUCAGACAGGCACCAUGCACGGCUUCAUAGACCACACCCUGUCUCACUUCAACGUGUCCAGCUUCAGACCCGGCAACGCCCCCACCUCCUCAAACCUCCCGGAGACCAUCGUCUGCAGGUAUAAGGACUACAGAGAGCCUCCGUGGUCAGCUGAAGCCUACCAGUUCUCUAAAACCUACUGGGCCGUUCUAGCUGCCAGACUGGCCUUCGUCAUCCUGUUCCAGAACCUGGUGAUGUUCCUGAGCCUGCUGGUUGCCUGGGUGAUCCCAGACGUCCCCAAGAACAUCAGUGAGCAGCUGAAGAGAGAGAAGACUCUGCUGGUGGACGUGUUCCUCCGGGAGGAGAAGGACAAGUUCCACCUCCUCCAGAGCCUCUUCUCCUCCAAGGACCAGCCCAGCCAGGGUCACCCCGACACGGCCCACUUCCGUACUCUACCCCUAGGCCUCUCUCAGGGCCUAGGCCAGCCCCCGGGCGGAGAGGGAGGGGAAUCCCGGGCGAGAUGCAGGGCUGCCAGUUUCAGCCAGUUCACCAGACAGAUGUCCAUGUCCCCUAGCAACAACGCGGCCCGACAGAUGUCCGUGUCCCCUAGCAACGACGCAGCCCGACACACAGCGGUCUGACACGCUACUGUAGCGAUUCCAUACAAACUUUCUUUAUCCCCACAACAGGGGAAGUUUAGACACUAGUGUGGUAACUACACAGAGUCUGAAUGCUCCUCUGUGACCUCUCACCCCAUGUAGACUUGGCGUUCUCUUUCUGAAGCAGUGUGAUGAUGGAAUGUGCUGAUCAUGGACUUGUUCUUCCUGCCUGAUAAUCUACAUAUUCUUCACCGUUGUGUGUUUAUCUGCAUAAUGAGUGGUGACUGUAUAGUUCCCUUAAGGAAAAACACUGUUUACUGCUCCUUCACCAAUAACCUAAAGACAUGGAGCUGCUGUUUACCCCUCCUUCACCAAUAACCUAAAGACAUGGAGCUGCUGUUUACUGCUCCUUCACCAAUAACCUAAAGACAUGGAGCUGCUGUUUACCCCUCCUUCACCAAUAACCUAAAGACAUGGAGCUGCUGU